Messenger RNA from Jaculus jaculus (lesser Egyptian jerboa), 1277 nucleotides. RefSeq names its product acyl-CoA binding domain containing 6 (gene Acbd6). The transcript has 8 exons. Gene Ontology annotation, molecular function: fatty-acyl-CoA binding; protein binding. Bases 301 to 1155 code for a protein of 284 amino acids. NCBI's taxonomy places the organism in Eukaryota, Metazoa, Chordata, Mammalia, Rodentia, Dipodidae. The record is from RefSeq and is a predicted model, not a curated record.
CCCCGCUUCGGGUGGCCGGCCGUGCGCUCGCCUCUUCCCAUCACCUUCGGGUAGAGCCGCCCCCGGAGCCCAGCGCCGUUGGAGGGACCCGGUGAGCCGGAGGGAAGGCGGAGAGCAGCCGCGGGGCUGGGCGGAGGUGGCUCUGCAUCCCCGGCAGUCCAAGUGACCGAGCAGCGAGGGGGCGCGAGCCGGGGGCUCCCGCUUCCUGACCCCGUGUGGGCCGGGCCGGGCCGGGCCCUGGAGCCGGCGCCACCCCCGGGUCCACGGAGGACUCAGGGCGACGGGUUCGAGCAAGUAGACAUGGCCACCCCGUGCCUCCCCGCGGGGGCCACCACGGGCGACAGCGGUGGAGAACUGAGCUCGGGGGAAGACUCCGGGGACAUGGAAUUCCCCCAGAGCCCCGACGCCCAGGCGUCCCGCAGCCUGGGCGAGCUGUUUGAGAAGGCUGCCGAGCACCUCCAAGGCCUGGUUCACGUGGCCAGCCGGGAGCAGCUCCUGUACCUGUACGCCAGGUACAAGCAGGUCAAAAUUGGCAAAUGCAAUACUCCUAAACCAGGCUUCUUUGAUUUUGAAGGAAAGCAAAAAUGGGAAGCAUGGAAAGCCCUUGGCGACUCAAGCCCCCAGCAAGCAAUGCAGGAAUAUAUCGCAACAGUUAAAAAAUUAGAUCCAGCUUGGAAUCCUCAGACACCAGAGAAGAAAGGAAAAGAAACAAAUAGUGGUCUUGGUGGGCCAGUUGUUAGCUCUUUAUAUCAUGAAGAAACGAUCAGGGAAGAAGACAAAAACAUAUUUGAUUACUGCAGGGAAAACAACAUUGACCAUAUAACCAAAGCCAUCAAAUCACAAAAUGUGGAAGUGAAUAUAAAAGAUGAAGAGGGCAGGGCUCUACUCCACUGGGCAUGUGACCGAGGACAUAAGGAACUAGUCACAGUCUUGCUACAGUAUAAAGCUGACAUUAACUGUCAGGACAAUGAAGGUCAGACGGCUCUUCAUUAUGCUGCUGCCUGCGAGUUCUUGGAUAUCGUGGAGCUGCUGCUGCAGUCUGGCGCUGACCCCACUCUCCGAGACCAAGACGGCUGUAUGCCGGAAGAGGCGACGGGCUGCAAAGCCGUGUCUUCCAUGCUGCAGCGGCACAGAGCCAGCAAGCUUGUUAGUUAGGCGGUCUGAAACCAGGGCUUCAGGGAUGAGAGAAACAGCAAAAAUAAUACUUCUUUCACCACAUCUUUGGUGUGCAUUGGCUAAUAAAAUCAGUUCUGAGGAACUGGAAUUUUGACAUCUCA